Molecule: messenger RNA, 282 nt
Organism: Necator americanus (New World hookworm)
Lineage: Eukaryota; Metazoa; Nematoda; Chromadorea; Rhabditida; Ancylostomatidae
Exons: 2
Coding region: 1-282 (93 amino acids)
Source: RefSeq, a predicted model, not a curated record
AUGGCACUCGUCACAAGAGGUUCCCUCACCGCCACCACCACCACCGCCGCCUUCACCGCCGCCACCACCACCGCCGCCGUCGUCCUCCAAAUCGUCGCGGUCCGCGCUCAGCGCUCAGCUCAGCUUAUCCUAUCCUUCGCUGCCGUUAGCGGAGUUGGAGUUGGUCCUCGAGCUCUUCCAGCUCCUUCUCCUCCUGCUCCUGCUGCUCCUCCUCCUCCUCCUCCUUCUUCUUCUUUUGCAUCGGCAGGAGAACAUAGUAUUGUAGACAGGGAAGCGCUGUAA